This is a messenger RNA of Cordyceps fumosorosea ARSEF 2679, 1200 nucleotides long. Its product is annotated as Glycosyl transferase, family 25. NCBI's taxonomy places the organism in Eukaryota, Fungi, Ascomycota, Sordariomycetes, Hypocreales, Cordycipitaceae. The transcript has 3 exons. The coding region runs from base 1 to 1200 and encodes 399 amino acids. The record is from RefSeq and is a predicted model, not a curated record.
AUGUACGGUAGCGAUCCCAAGUCGACCCCGGGCCGGCUCUUUGCCGUGCCCAUGCCGAAGCGCUUCAUCCUAGCCAUCCUGGCCGCCAUCGGCUUCGUCUGGGUCCUGCUGCAGAGCCAUCGCAUCCAGCCGGUCAGGGACAGAGCCCAGGCCCUCUAUAGAAAUAACAUUCUCGACAAUAUCAACAAUAGCACGUUAGGGUUUGAGAAAAUCUACGUCAUGGGCCUCGCUUCCCGUACCGACCGACGUGACGGCAUGGCCCUCCAGGCCGCCCUGAGCGACCUCACCAUCGAGUUCAUCGACGGCCCUCUGGGCGAAAACAUCUCAGAAAAGGCCGUUCCCGUCGGCGAGGACGGCAAGCAUCUGACUGGCGGCGAGCUCGGCUGCUGGCGCGGCCACAUCAACGCCCUCCAAGAAAUUGUCCGUCUCAACAUCUCCUCGGCCCUCAUCCUCGAGGAUGACUCGGACUGGGACGUCCGCAUCCGCUCCAUCAUGCAGGAUCUCGCCAUCUCGACCCAGGCCCUGACCCAGCCCCUCGCCGGCAGCACCAGCACUUACGCCGACUCGACCUACCCGACCAACGAGGACCUGCAGAACGCCACCGUUGGCGAGUUCGACAUCAACGCCCUGCCGCGCACCGUCACGCCCAAGAUCUCGCCCUACGGCGACGAGUGGGAGAUGAUGUGGCUCGGCCACUGCGGCAUGCGCUUUCCCAACGCCAAAGAGGGCCUGCCCAUGGGUCGCGUCAUCCACCGUGACGACGUCACCGUGCCCCCCGGCGGCCUCUGGUCCCUCGCGCCGCACCCUUACGAGCUUGUCGACGACUACCCGAAGCGCACCCGCGCCGUCCACCACGUCUCCACGGGCGUCUGCUCGCUCGGCUACGCCGUGACGCAAAAGGGCGCCCGCGGCCUGCUGCGCGAGAUCGGCCUGCGCGAGGUCGCCGACCCCCUCGACAUACUGCUGCGCUUCUACUGCAUGGGCCAGAAGGGCCGUCGCAAGCACAACUGCCUCACCAUCCAGCCGCCCGUCUUCAACCACCAUCGUCCGGCCGGCCUCAAGUCGGCCAACAGCAACAUCGGAGACCACGGCAACGAGUACCAGGCCGAACCCCACACCGACAUGAUCCAGUGGAGCGUGCGCUUGAACGCCGACGCCAUCAUGGACGGCCAGACGGAGUUUACCGACGCUUUCAAAUAA